UCUCCCCUGCAGCGUGCGGGCGACGGGGCGGGGGCAGCGUGUGAGACCGCCGCAGCGCAUGACGCUUACCCCCGCGCUCCGCCACCGCCAGUCAUCGCUCACGGACGUUAACUGCAGCGUCAGGAGCGUCAGGAGACAGUGAGAGGAGCAUGGCGGGCGGCGAAGUCAAGAAAACGGUGGUGCCCAAUGGCGGACGGGAGGCGCGGGCUGCCAAGAUGGGUGAAGGUGAGGACCGCGAGACCUGGGGCAAGAAGGUGGACUUCCUUCUGUCGGUGAUUGGGUUCGCCGUGGACCUCGCCAACGUGUGGAGAUUCCCUUACCUCUGCUACAAGAACGGCGGAGGCGCCUUCCUCGUGCCGUACUGCGUGAUGCUGGUGCUCGGCGGCAUCCCUCUCUUCUUCAUGGAGCUCGCCCUUGGCCAGUACAAUCGCAAGGGCGCCAUUACCUGCUGGGGCCGACUGGUGCCUCUCUUCAAGGGCGUCGGGUUCCAAGUCGUCUGCAUUGCCUUCUACGUCGACUUCUUCUACAACGUCAUUCUUGCCUGGAGUCUUCGCUUCUUCUUCGCCUCCUUCACCACAGCCCUUCCCUGGACGAACUGCGGCAACGAAUGGAACACCCCUAACUGCAUCCACUCCAACACCACCAACACCACCGCCGUCCUGGACAGCCUGGAGGUGGCGGCGGCGGCCCUCACUCCCAACAAGACCACGUCGCCCGCUGAGGAGUACUGGACGCGUGUAGUGCUGCAAAGUCAAGAAAGUGGCGGCCUCUCCGAUCUGGGCAUUAUCAAGUGGGACCUGGCGCUGUGUCUCCUCGCUGUGUACCUCAUCUGUUACUUCUCGCUGUGGAAGGGCAUCUCCACCUCCGGCAAGGUGGUGUGGUUCACGGCUGUGUUCCCCUACGUGGUUCUCUUCAUCCUGCUCAUCAGGGGCGUGACUCUGCCGGGCGCUGCCGAGGGGAUACGCUACUAUCUCAAGCCUGACUUCUCCAAGAUCUGGGAGCCGAGGGUGUGGGUGGACGCCGCUACGCAGAUCUUUUUCAGUCUGGGUCCAGGGUUCGGUGUCCUCCUCGCCUUCGCCUCCUACAACAAGUUCCACAACAACGUGUACAAAGACGCCAUGGCCACGAGCUUGAUCAACUGCUGCACGAGUUUUGUCUCCGGCUUCGUCAUCUUCUCAGUGCUGGGGUACAUGAGCAACAAGAGUGGCAAGCCCAUCAACGAGGUGGUGGAGGAGGGGCCCGGCCUGGUGUUCGUGGUGUACCCUGAGGCCAUCGCCACCAUGCCAGGCUCCACCUUCUGGGCCAUCAUCUUCUUCAUGAUGCUCCUCACCCUGGGCCUCGACUCCUCGUUCGGCGGAUCGGAGGCGGUGAUCACGGCUCUGAGCGACGAGUUCCCGAUCAUCGGCAGGAACCGCAAGACCUUCGUGGCCAUUCUCUUCUCCGUGGACUUCUUCGUGGGGCUGGCGUGCUGCACCCAGGGCGGCUUCUACGUGUUCACCGUGCUGGACAGAUACGCCGCCGGCUAUUCCAUCCUGUUUGCCGUGUUCUGCGAGGCCAUAGCGGUGUCCUGGAUCUACGGCAUCGACCGGCUGAGAGAUGAUAUUCGGGAGAUGAUUGGCUUCGCUCCGGGUGUCUACUGGAGAACCUGCCUCAAGUUCUUCGCUCCGGCAUUCAUCGGGGUGAUCAUCGUGUAUGGCCUGAUCGCCUACAAGCCGCUGUCCGCCGACGACCCUGAGAAGUACCCGUGGUGGACUGACCUGAUCGGCUGGGUCAUGGCCGGCUCCUCCAUGAUCAUGAUUCCCUUCGUCGCCAUCUACAAGAUCAUCAAAGUCCCCGGACCCGCCUCCUUCCCGCAGCGCAUCAAGACGCUGACAAUCCCGUGGAGGGACCAGCAGGUGUCUGUGGGCAAUGGCGUCAGGUCGGAGGCUAACCAGAUCAUGCUAAACUCAGACACGCCGGCCCCUGACCAAGUGUAGGGCGCCGCACCACACUACACACAACACAACACAACACACACACACACACACUACACACUCCUCGUCCUGUGUAUCUCGACGAAGCAAUCCAUGACACUCCCCACACUGCACUACACUCUCCCGUAAGUUUAGGACACCACACACCACACCCUUGCCUCCCAACACCAUUUAGACCACACCCUUCUUUCUCCUUGAUGGCAAGCAGUGUCCCAUCAGGCUAUACACACCUGGUGGCCACAUCUGCUCGCCCACACCUGGUCGUCGCACCCUACCCUCUCAUCACCCACCAUAUCAAACCUGGAAAGCGUGUGUGUGUGUGCCGUCAGCGCCAAGCAGCCUCCAGGAUCAGCAGCAGCGCAUAUACAGCAGCGUCUCGAAGGUUUUGACAGCAGAAUUCAACUAACACCACCUUGAGUCGUGCCCCUGUUGCCACCUUAGGACUAACCAGUGGGAGUGAAGUUUGAUUGGGUUCCUGUAAGGUGUACUGACUCGUGGGAAGAAGGAUGAGUUGCUGUGUAGCCCUUGCGAGUGGAUUCUCAAGUCAUAGGACACGUUUAUAUGUGCGUUAAGUGUCACUAGUUCUAUCCCGGUAACAGUGUAAUUGGUAGUGUAGAGGGUGUAGCUAUGGCCUCCUCCCCCUAACCUCCUCUCCCUGUGUGAUGUGUAGUGUGUAGUCAAGGUGUAGUUGUUUCUGCUCUAGUAGUUCUUUCCUUUGACUAAUAUCGUAAUGCAAAUAUCUAUUCCGACUGUGUGGAAUUGAAAAGCACUGGAUUCGUGGUGUGGUUUUCAGGAUUCGCUCUGUUGUUCGUGGGACGUUUUGAAAAAGCAACGAAGCAUAUUUUAUCACUUUGAGGAGAAUAGAUGUGAUUGAAAAGCACUCCAUUCGUGAUGGUUUUCCAGGACUCGCUUUGGUGUUUGUGGGACGUUUGGAAGAGGCAACGAAGCAAAUUUUAUCACUUGGAGAGGAGAUACGAUUAGUUCCGUACAUCGCCAGUUGGUUUGACGCUGCUGAGUAAAACUUUCUAUGUCCUACAGUAAGAUUUGUUAAGCGAGCGAAGUGACGCUCCCGUGAACUGGCCGUGACGAGGAGAGGAAUUUAAGAGACGAGGGAGUGAAAUAGAGCGUGGCAGGGAUGUGAGGAAAGUAAGGUUGUCUGUGUUGCGUUUCGAGAAUCAUGUGUCAGGGUGUUGUGUUGGGAGAGGAUGGAAAGGUGAGGCGUGUUCAAAGGAAGUGUUAGGGAAUCGAAGGAAGGAGGAAGAAGAAUGGCAAAGUAAGGGACGUUCUUGGUCAUUCACUUCAAUUUAGUUUCUUGUUCUCAUCGCUCAUUACUGUUUUUUUUUUUUCUGUCGAGGAACGAUGCGUUUUUCCUCGUGUUCUUUUAUACUAUAGUUUCCUUAUAUUUUUUCAGUCUUAUGACUUCGUUUAGUUUUAUGUAAUGCAUUUGUUCAGUGCGAUAGUAAUUUAUUCACUCUCUCCGGGCCGUCGAGAAUUAAAUGUAUGAAUCGUGAAGUCCUGCACGUGAGCCGCUCGCCUCAGUGUGCGCGACCCAGCAAAAGACACAAUAGUAACUCCAUUGUAGCCUCUAGUCUGUAAUGUUAGUGCGUCAUUGCAAGAUAAGAAACUAAAAAAAAAAAAAAAAAAAAAAAAGA
This is a messenger RNA of Scylla paramamosain (green mud crab), 3625 nucleotides long. RefSeq names its product sodium-dependent dopamine transporter-like (gene DAT). The record is from RefSeq and is a predicted model, not a curated record. Gene Ontology annotation, molecular function: dopamine:sodium symporter activity. Bases 150 to 1976 code for a protein of 608 amino acids. The transcript has 13 exons. Gene Ontology annotation, biological process: dopamine uptake involved in synaptic transmission; sodium ion transmembrane transport. NCBI's taxonomy places the organism in Eukaryota, Metazoa, Arthropoda, Malacostraca, Decapoda, Portunidae. Gene Ontology annotation, cellular component: presynaptic membrane; neuronal cell body membrane; neuron projection.